GUUCAUCUUUUGUUGUUCAAGAUGGCGGCUGGCAUGUACCUGGAGCAUUAUUUGGACAGUAUAGAAAAUUUGCCUUUUGAACUUCAGAGAAACUUCCAACUAAUGAGAGACCUGGACCAGAGAACAGAGGACUUGAAGUGUCACAUAGACAGAUUGUCCUGUCAGUAUAUGAACAGCGCUCGAUCUAUGAGCUCUGAAGAGAAGCUUCAGCUCCUCAGACAAGUGCAAGAGGCAUACGGCAAGUGCAAAGAGUAUGGGGACGACAAAGUGCAGCUUGCAAUGCAGACAUAUGAAAUGGUGGACAAGCAUAUUCGCAGGCUGGAUACUGACCUUGCUCGCUUUGAAGCUGAUCUAAAAGAGAAACAUAUUGAGUCCAGUGACUAUGACAGCUGCUCCAGUAAAGGCAAAAAGAAGGGCAGAGGUCAGAAGGAGAAGAAAGCUGUAAAAGUCAGAUCAAAGGUGAAGAACUCAGAUGACGAGGCUCCAAAGAUCAACCAGAAGAAAAUCAAACUAGUCCAGACGGCAGAGUAUGGCACACCAGCUACAAAUUUUGGCAAAGUGCACCCCUCUGAUGUCCUGGAUAUGCCUGUGGAUCCAAACGAACCAACAUACUGUCUGUGCCAUCAGGUCUCCUAUGGGGAAAUGAUUGGCUGUGAUAAUCCAGAUUGCUCCAUUGAAUGGUUUCAUUUUGCCUGUGUUGGCCUCGCUACAAAACCUCGUGGUAAAUGGUUCUGCCCUCGCUGUUCUCAAGAGCGGAAGAAGAAGUGAGAGUUAAACCUUCUAUAACCUGAGGAGGGAGCAACAGAUAUACCGUGUUAUAUUUUACUGACUCCCCUUUCCUGGGGCUGGGGGUGUUUUACUGUCAGUAUUAGGAGAUGCCUCUUGCUUUACCUGGUAAACUGGUGCUGAUUUAUCACUGUAAGUGGCAGAGAUUUGUAUUAAUGUUACUAGGUUAAGCUUGGGUAAGGCGUCUGAUUUUUUAUUUUUAUUUUUUUAAAUCAUCAUUAUUAUUUUGAUCUAGGGGCAGUUUAGAUAUUCAGCCCUUGUAAUCACUCCAUUCACAAUUCCGGACUACUGUAUAUAUAAUCUGCCUGUGCUACAAAGUCAUAUCCUAUUUCUGCCCCCGUUGUUCUGCAUCUAUUCCCAUCCUAAAAUUGCAGGCCUUUAUUUCCAUGUUUCUUCUCUCGUGGAUCUCUGCCUCUUAGACUUUGUAGUACACUCCUCCAAUUUCACUCCCCUCAUUGUAGAAAUCCUUAAGCACUCAUAUGCCAUUCCUUAGCCACUUGUUUUCUUGAAACAGUCCUUAGGUACUCGCCUACUCUGCGCUGGCACUUGGCACCUGUGUGAUAGUAGACAAUCCUGCAGAAGCCCUAGAUAUCUGCACUGUGUGUUGUAACAUUUUAUAGGAGACCACAUGCUUUGCUUGCCAGUUACACUUUGUAAGCCCUCUUAUACACUACACGCUACUUUCACUAAGCACCAAACUGUUCAGAACUAAAGUCUGAAUGACAAAUUAUAGCUUAAAAUAACCAAGGUUUGAAUAUAGCUGUACUAGAAAAUCCCCAAUAUGUUUUUCAAUUCAUCAUCAUUCUCUGUUCAAUAAACAAACCACUCUGCCUGAUUUUAACAGUGCCUAGGCAGUCUCACACUGCAACCGAGUCACUUGCCUUCCUGUAACAGAUUCUAAGUAGCCACAUACACUACAACUUGGUCACUUGAGUUCCUGUAACAAUUUCUACGCACUCUCAUAUUCAAUAUUUCUGCUCUGCUUUUCUGUAACAUUCCCAAAAUAGGUGUCAGGAAGUUAUCUCAUUGCAACAAUUCCUUGAUACUUGCAUACACUACACUUCUCUGCCUUUCCUCCGUAUAACAAUCCCUAGGUAUUCACACGGUACAUUUUUGCACUGACAUACACUACGUCUCUGUCCUCAACAUAGCAACCUCCAUGCACUUGCAUGCCUGAUAACAUUUCUGUUCCGCCCCCAUGAAGCUGCAUCUCUGUCCUGAUAUCCUUAUUAUUAUUAUUAUUAUUAU
Molecule: messenger RNA, 2034 nt
Organism: Pelobates fuscus (common spadefoot toad)
Lineage: Eukaryota; Metazoa; Chordata; Amphibia; Anura; Pelobatidae
Gene: ING4
Product: inhibitor of growth family member 4
Exons: 8
Coding region: 22-768 (248 amino acids)
Biological process (GO): positive regulation of apoptotic process; regulation of DNA-templated transcription
Cellular component (GO): nucleus
Source: RefSeq, a predicted model, not a curated record